GCUCCUGCCCAGCGCUGCGGCUCGCUGGCGUCAGCAGAGCCGCGGCCGGACGAGAAGGCGGAAGAUGGCGGCGGCGUCGCAGAGUCCGUGAGGAGUGCGGCUGCGGCGAGGACAGCCAAUGACGGCGGGGAGGCACCCUCGGGGACCCGCAGUCCGCUAGGGCGCGACGGUGUGCGGCAUGUCGGAGCAUGCGACGCCCGCAGCUCCGGGGCCCGGGCCCAACGGCGGCGGCGGCCCGGCCCCCGCGCGCGGGCCUCGCACCCCCAACCUGAACCCCAACCCCCUCAUCAACGUGCGCGACCGGCUCUUCCACGCGCUUUUCUUCAAGAUGGCUGUCACCUACUCAAGGCUUUUCCCGCCCGCCUUCCGCCGUCUCUUCGAGUUCUUCGUGUUGCUCAAGGCACUGUUCGUGCUCUUUGUCCUGGCCUACAUCCACAUCGUCUUCUCUCGCUCACCCAUCAACUGCCUGGAGCAUGUGCGGGACAAGUGGCCACGUGAAGGUAUCCUACGUGUGGAGGUGCAGCACAACUCGAGCCGUGCGCCCGUCUUCCUGCAGUUCUGUGACGGCAAUGGCCGUGGCAGCUUCCCUGGCCUGGCCAUGGAGCCAGGCAAUGGCCUGGAGCUAGAAGAUGAAGAGGAGGAGCUGACCAUGGAGAUGUUUGGGAACAGCUCCAUUAAGUUUGAGCUGGACAUCGAGCCCAAAGUGUUCAACCCACCGGGCAGCACUGAGGCCCUGAACGACAGCCAGGAGUUCCCCUUUCCCGAGACGCCCACCAAAGUGUGGCCGCAGGAUGAGUACAUUGUGGAAUACUCGCUAGAAUAUGGUUUCCUGCGGCUGUCACAGGCCACAAGACAACGCCUGAGCAUCCCAGUCAUGGUGGUCACCCUGGACCCCACACGGGACCAGUGCUUUGGGGACCGCUUCAGCCGCCUGCUUCUGGAUGAGUUCCUAGGCUACGACGACAUCCUCAUGUCCAGUGUGAAGGGCCUGGCUGAGAAUGAGGAGAAUAAGGGCUUCCUGCGGAACGUGGUAUCCGGUGAGCACUACCGCUUUGUCAGCAUGUGGAUGGCUCGCACAUCCUACUUGGCAGCCUUUGUCAUCAUGGUCAUCUUUACUCUGAGUGUGUCCAUGCUGCUGCGCUAUUCCCACCACCAGAUCUUUGUCUUCAUUGGUGAGUGUCCCACUGGCUAUGGGGACGGGGUGGGCACUACCCAGGCCCUCACCGGGCGCCCGCGCCCUGUGUCCGCAGUGGACCUGCUGCAGAUGCUGGAGAUGAACAUGGCCAUCGCCUUCCCUGCAGCACCCCUGCUGACCGUCAUCCUGGCCCUCGUCGGGAUGGAGGCCAUCAUGUCUGAGUUCUUCAAUGACACCACCACAGCCUUCUACAUCAUCCUCAUUGUGUGGCUGGCUGACCAGUACGAUGCUAUCUGCUGCCACACCAACACCAGCAAGAGGCACUGGCUGCGGUUCUUCUACCUGUAUCACUUCGCUUUCUAUGCCUACCACUAUCGCUUCAAUGGGCAGUACAGCAGCCUGGCUCUGGUCACUUCCUGGCUCUUCAUCCAGCAUUCUAUGAUCUACUUCUUCCACCACUAUGAGUUGCCGGCCAUCCUGCAGCAGAUUCGUAUCCAGGAGAUGCUGCUGCAGACCCCACCCCUGGGCCCCGGGACUCCCACAGCACUGCCUGAUGACCUCAACAACAAUUUGGGCACCCCAGCCACUGCUCCUGACUCUACUGGCCAGCCCCCUGCCCUGGGCCCUGGCUCUCAGGAUGCUGGCAGGAGUCCUGGGCCUGUGGCCACAGCAUCCAGCUCCCUGGUGGCAGCAGCAGCUUCAGUGGCUGCUGCAACUGGUGGUGACCUGGGCUGGAUGGCAGAGACAGCUGCCAUCAUCACAGACGCUUCCUUCCUGUCCGGCCUGAGCGCCUCCCUCCUGGAGCAGCAGCCAGCCAGCCCCCUGGGCUCUAGUGGGGGCCUCCCCCACAUCCCCCAGGACAGUGUCCCAUACAGUGACUCCUUGGCACCUGACACAGCACCCCCAGUGGCUACAGUGAGUAGGCCCAGCCCUGUGUCCAUGGCCCCAGUGGACACAACCUCAGAGGUUGGGUCCUGAGCUACCACUGGCAGCUGAGCCGCCUCUGUCCCUGGCUGUCCUCAGCUGGCUGGGUGUGACCUGGCCAGGGCUCUCCCUCUUCCUUUGGGACUGCCCAGCCUGUUUUGGUUGGUUUCAGGGUUUUAUCAGGUUUGCCUGGGAGGUGGGGUCUGGCCCGGGGCUUGUCCCUGUCAGUGAGCUGUGUUUGUGGUGACCAGUGAGGAGAGAGGGUGAGAACGUCACAGAAGGUUCUAGAAGGGCCCUAAUGAACAGUCUGGAGCAAACAGUCGUGAGGGCAGAGCCAGGUACCAAUAGUGCAGGUCUGUGAGUGAGGUAGAGGAGGGUGAGGCAGGAUGGGCUGGGCAACAUGACCUCUUGCUGUCCCAGCCUUUGGACUUGGCUGGCAUUCUGGCUCUGCCUGGUGCUUUUGUGCAGUGCCUUUUCCAUGCCAGUCUCCCCCACCCCUGCCACAACGUGCACACCAGGCCUGGGCUUGGGGUCCCUGGGAAAGCAGAGCUUGUGCCUCGGGCACAGGGACAUAGGGUGCAGGCACCAACAUCAGUGGCAAGGACCGGAGUCAGGGUCAGCCCUGCUCAGGGUGGGAGUGGGCCAGGUGGCCAAACCAAUCAAUCGGUAAAGACUGCAAAGGCGAGCUCAUUCCAUUCUAUUUAAUUGAAGUGUACAGAAUUGUGUUUGUAUAUAGAAUAAACUGUCGACAGUG
Otolemur garnettii (small-eared galago) is the source of this 2813-nucleotide messenger RNA. RefSeq names its product transmembrane protein 259 (gene TMEM259). The record is from RefSeq and is a predicted model, not a curated record. Bases 179 to 2113 code for a protein of 644 amino acids. The transcript has 10 exons. Lineage: Eukaryota; Metazoa; Chordata; Mammalia; Primates; Galagidae. Gene Ontology annotation, cellular component: endoplasmic reticulum. Gene Ontology annotation, biological process: response to endoplasmic reticulum stress; positive regulation of ERAD pathway.